AUGGUGAUUCGUUGUGGUUGGAGUGGUCGAAGCAAUGGCCAGUACGGACAGGGCGGUGAGUGGACAAAUAAGUUGUACUUUACAGACGACGCAGAAAAUCCGGGUGAAUCUCCUGUCGAGAUAUCCGAUGAUGAAGUGGAGACUUACUUCGCCGAAGUCGAGGGAACAGAGGAGAAUAUUGUGGACGCCCGGAUCUACAAGAACAACCUCUUCACGUCAUGGCUACCGAAAUUGGGUGGAAUGUGGCACGAGUUUACGGUCGUAGAGUCCAAGAGUUGGUACUGGUCGUUUGAGAAAAACGCCGAAGGUAUUCAGGUGCAACGUGGCAAAACUCUCAAAUCUGUGAGAGAUAGUUUCCGUGGUGAGGCACGCGUGGGAAGUGUAGAACCGGAAGGGAGGCCUCCCACGAAGGGACAUAAAGGGGAUACGAUCCAGCAUAUAUUUGUUUGGAUUUAUAAGAAAGAUGAGCUCAAUAAGGAUUACCAUGUGACCAAGUCCAAUUGUCACUUCCUCGCGUCGAUGGUGUUCGAGGCGAUCGCGCGUCUAAAGGGCCGAAAGCUCCAGUAG
Messenger RNA from Oppiella nova, 567 nucleotides. Lineage: Eukaryota; Metazoa; Arthropoda; Arachnida; Sarcoptiformes; Oppiidae. The record is from the annotation of a GenBank genome assembly.